Messenger RNA from Cladophialophora yegresii CBS 114405, 816 nucleotides. RefSeq lists its product as uncharacterized. The record is from RefSeq and is a predicted model, not a curated record. The transcript has a single exon. Gene Ontology annotation, molecular function: methyltransferase activity. Bases 1 to 816 code for a protein of 271 amino acids. Lineage: Eukaryota; Fungi; Ascomycota; Eurotiomycetes; Chaetothyriales; Herpotrichiellaceae.
AUGGCUCAAGAGCAAGCAAUCUACUCCCACGGACACCACAAGUCCGUGGUACAGGACCAUGCACGCCGAACAGCUGAGGACUCUGCGGCUUUCCUUCUACCACAUAUUCAACCCAAUCACACUAUCCUCGACGUUGGCUGUGGUCCAGGCACCAUCACAGCCGACCUAGCGGCUCUUGUACCGCAAGGCAACGUCAUUGGUGGUGAUGCCGUGGAAUCUGUCCUGGAGCAAGCAAGAGAGUUCGCCUCCUCCAGAGGCUUGACAAACAUCACCUUCCAGAAGAUCGACGGAAAUGCUCUGCCGUUCCCCGACAAUUCUUUCGAUAUUGUGUUUGCCCAUCAAGUGCUGCAACACGUCAAAGACCCCGUCAGAAUCCUAACAGAAAUGCGACGAGUCGCGAAGCCUGGAGGUAUCGUUGCCGCUCGGGACGCAGAUUACAAAUCCUUUGCCUGGUAUCCUGAAACGCCCGAGGUUGCCAGAUGGGCUGAACUCUACCAGAAAGUUGCCAAGACAAAUGGAGGUGAGCCCAAUGCCGGGCGAUAUGUCCAUGUCUGGGCGCGACAAGCUGGCUUCGCGCCUGGCGAAAUCACUGCUACCUGGGCGACCUGGAGGUACAGCGGGGAAAGAGUGAGCCAGUUCGCUCAAAGCUGGUCGGGCAGGAUCCUACAGCCUGGCUUCACAGGAACAGCCGUCAGAGAGGGCUUCGCGACAGAAGAUGAGAUCAAGGGUAUAUCUGAAGCCUGGAAGAUCUGGCCGACUCAUGAAGAUGCAUUCUUUGCUAUCCCACAUGGUGAGAUCUUGUGCCGCAAGACGUAA